UAGAUAAUAGAAUAUCAUAUUAUUCGAAAAUUAAAAAAUCGAAACUCGAAAAAAAAUUUUAAGUGCAACAAUGGGUAUUGUCGAAACUCAAGAGGUCCAGAAACCAGCGCGAUGGCUAGGCACGCGUCACGUGGUGAUCUUCCUGCUGUUCCUAUCGACGGUGGUGUCGUACGCCACGCGCGUCAGCAUGAGCAUCGCCAUCCUCGCCAUGACCAAGCCGAACCAGCAUGGACACCAGGUGUUCGACUGGAGUCAAAGCAUCCGCGACACGGUCCUCUCCUCGUUCUUCUGGGGCUACAUCCUACUGCAGAUCCCCGCCGGCAUGAUGGCCGGCCGCUUCGGCGGGAAGAUGCUCAUGUUCGUCUCCAUGAUCCUCACCGGCAUUGUCAACUUGCUGGUGCCACUCGCUGCCAGCUUGGGUGACUGGAAGGCGGUGGUGGCGUGCCGGAUCCUGAUGGGUCUGUUCCAGGGUCUGCUGUACCCGUGUCUCCAUGGUCUCAUCGGCCAGUGGGCACCAGCUAUGGAGCGGAGCCGAAUGGGCACUUUUGUUUAUUCUGGUAGCCAACUCGGCACCGUAAUCGAGAUGAUGUUGGCCGGGGUGUUGGCCGAGAGCGCUUGGGGCUGGCCUGCCAUCUACUACGUAGCGGGCGCCACGUGCCUGAGCUGGGCGGCGCUGUGGCUGGUGUUCGGCGCCUCCUCCCCCGGCACCAGCAGGUGGAUCACCAAGGAGGAGAGGAAGUACAUCGAGUAUAGUACGGGCUCCAUGGAUAUCACGGAGAGUAAGAGAAUUCCAACUCCGUGGAAGGCAAUCUUGACAUCGGUCCCGUUCUGGGCGAUCAUCCUGGCGCACAGCGGACAGAGCCUGGGCUUCUGGACGCUGCUGACAGAGAUGCCGUCCUACAUGGACAAGGUGCUCAAGGUUGACGUUAAAAGCAGUGGUCUCCUAUCAGCUCUGCCGUACGUGGCGAUGUACAUUCUGAGCUUCGUGUUCAGCUGGACCGCCGAUUUCCUCAUCAACAGGAACAUCUUCGCCCUCUCCACUACUAGAAAGAUCUUCAAUACUAUUGCGUUCUGGGGUCCCGCCGCCGCGCUACUGGGUCUAACGUACAUCCCGGCCGGCCACCUGCCGCUCGCCGUCUCCAUACUGACGCUCACAGUCGGUCUGAAUGGCGCGCAUUAUGCUGGAUUCUUGAUCUCGCACAUCGACCUGUCACCGAAUUUCGCCAGCACGCUGAUGGGCAUCACCAAUGGCUGCGGGAACAUCUUCUCCAUCAUGGCGCCGCUCUCCGUCACACUCGUCGUCGCUGAUGAGAACAGCGCGGAAGAGUGGCGGAAGGUGUUCUUCAUCUCGAUCGGGUUCUACUUCCUCAGCAACCUCUACUUCAUCCUGUUCAUGUCGGGGCAGGUGCAGGACUGGAACGAACCCAAACCCACAAGCUCCUCUAUUGAAAACGGAGAGCAAGGAGAAAGUGAAAAAUCGAAAAAUCUAGAAAAGAAAGACAGCGUGUCCGACCAGAAAUUAUGAGAGAACGAAAGAACGAUAGUGUAAACUAGUCAACGAAUUUCAUAGAAAUGUUAUAACAUUAUAACAAUAUGGGGGUUCAAAAAUCUUAAGGGGCAAAGAAUAUGAGCCAAAAAUAAGGCCUUUAUAAUAUAAAAGGAAUAAAUAUGAGAACCAAAAAAUAAAGGCCAAAAUUUUUUUUGAAACCGAGUUUUGGGGCCAAAAAAGGUUCAUAAAUAAAAGAUAUUAGUAAUCAGUAAUCACACAAAGGCCAAUAAUAGUUCC
Molecule: messenger RNA, 1786 nt
Organism: Aricia agestis (brown argus)
Lineage: Eukaryota; Metazoa; Arthropoda; Insecta; Lepidoptera; Lycaenidae
Product: putative inorganic phosphate cotransporter
Exons: 11
Coding region: 71-1525 (484 amino acids)
Biological process (GO): monoatomic anion transport; transmembrane transport
Cellular component (GO): plasma membrane
Molecular function (GO): transmembrane transporter activity
Source: RefSeq, a predicted model, not a curated record